This is a messenger RNA of Pseudogymnoascus verrucosus, 1479 nucleotides long. RefSeq lists its product as uncharacterized. The record is from RefSeq and is a predicted model, not a curated record. Gene Ontology annotation, cellular component: cytoplasm. NCBI's taxonomy places the organism in Eukaryota, Fungi, Ascomycota, Leotiomycetes, Thelebolales, Thelebolaceae. The transcript is spliced from 2 exons. Gene Ontology annotation, biological process: transsulfuration. The coding region runs from base 95 to 1372 and encodes 425 amino acids. Gene Ontology annotation, molecular function: carbon-sulfur lyase activity; pyridoxal phosphate binding.
AGCUCGCCAUUUGAGCGUGGGUGAUAUAUGUGUAUUAUAUUCACUACCACAUUUCUAACUUACUGAUUCAUUUAAAUCGUCUUAAUAUUAAACAAUGUCGGACAUCAAGGAAAGCAACGUAGUUGUGCCAGAGGCAGCAUCCAACCUCUCGGUAUCUUCGCUAGCCAUCCAUGCGGACGAUGUCCUCAAUGGCGGGCAUCAAGAUGUUGCUCCUCCCAUGCAUGUUUCCACUACAUACCGAUAUCCCAGCGACCCUGAAAAGCUAGUUCCAUGGACCGAAGCCGACCACACGGCGGCGGCCGAGGGUCACAUCUAUUCUCGACACACUGCACCAAACACAACUCGCUUCGAGACCAUCCUCUCCAGUUUACUCAAUGGCCCCGCCAUCUCAUACAGCUCCGGACUCUCUGCAUUCCAUGCCAUCCUCGUCCACCUCAACCCAAAGCGCAUCUCGAUUGGCGAGGGCUAUCACGGCUGCCAUGGCGUAAUCAGCAUCCAUAAGAAGCUCACUGGCUUAACAACUCUACCUCUCGACUGCCCGGCUGAGGAUCUUCAACCCGGCGACAUCGUGCACAUCGAGACUCCACUCAACCCAACAGGAAAUGCGACAAACUUGAAGGAAUACGCCGACAAGGCACAUUCAAGAGGGGCAUAUCUCACUGUGGACGCUACAUUUGGCCCACCACCACUUCAGGAUCCAUUCCUAUGGGGCGCGGAUAUUGUUAUGCAUAGUGGCACCAAGUACUUUGGUGGACAUUCCGAUAUGUUGUGUGGAGUGUUGGCAGUGAACCCUGCCAGAGUGAAGGAAGGCUGGGUUGACAAUCUAAUCCAUGAGAGAUUACUGAUCGGCAGCGUGAUGGGCAAUAUGGAAGGUUGGCUGGGAGUUCGCAGCUUACGCACACUGGAAAUCCGUGUUGAGAGACAGUCACUCAAUACCGGGAAGCUCGUUGCAUGGCUGAAUGCUGCCUUGCACCCCGAGUCCGAGUCCAGUGUCGGCGAUAGUGCCACUCUGAGCUCCGGCAACAGCAGUGCUAUCCGCGAAGUUCUUGCUAAGGUCGAGCAUGCAAGCCUGCAGACAGCGGACAUCAAAGAUGGGUGGUUGUUGAAACAGAUGCCGAACGGGUUUGGCCCUGUCUUCAGUAUCGUCAUGCAGAAAGAGGAACUCGCAAGAAGGCUCCCCAGCAAGCUGAAGCUCUUCCACCAUGCCACUAGUCUGGGGGGUGUAGAGAGUCUGAUUGAGUGGCGCACGAUGACGGACGCUACAGUUGAUAGACGACUUCUGAGAGUUAGCAUUGGACUUGAGGGAUGGGAAGAUUUAAGAGACGAUUUGCUGCAGGCCUUUACUGCUUUGGCUGCAGAGCAGAAGUCGUAGUACACAGAGUUGUCGGCAUAUUGGAGUAUCAUAUUACACUGUAGAAUCUCCGUAGCAAAUAUUAAUCGAUUGCUGAGUUCUAAAUAUUUAAUAUAAGUGGAUUGAAC